Messenger RNA from Dioscorea cayenensis subsp. rotundata (Guinea yam), 5936 nucleotides. RefSeq names its product anaphase-promoting complex subunit 1. Gene Ontology annotation, biological process: metaphase/anaphase transition of mitotic cell cycle; protein K11-linked ubiquitination; anaphase-promoting complex-dependent catabolic process. The record is from RefSeq and is a predicted model, not a curated record. Gene Ontology annotation, cellular component: anaphase-promoting complex. Lineage: Eukaryota; Viridiplantae; Streptophyta; Magnoliopsida; Dioscoreales; Dioscoreaceae. Gene Ontology annotation, molecular function: molecular adaptor activity.
ACCUCAUUUCCACUGCGCGGGAGAAACCCUGAACCUCACCCGUCUCCUCCAUCACCGAUCUCCUCCGCCUUCUCAAUGUCGGUGGGAGUCCGGCACCUCUCCGUCCUCGGAGAGUUCAAGCCCUUUGGGUUGAAGGCAGAGGAGCAGGAUGGCGAGCCUGUUGAUGCCUUGCCGGACAAGUACGACUACUUCCUCUUCGACCCCGCUGUGGCUCGUGAACGCGAUGAGCUUUUCUCUCCUUCUCAUGAAUUUUCCACUCCUGAUCCCCCAUCUACUUCCGGCGACCACGAGAUCUUCAUCCGUGGUAACAGGAUAAUAUGGAGCAUGGGUUCACAAGUUCAUAAAAGAUACACAGCCUCAAAUUCGAUUAUCAUGGCAUGCUGGUGUCGUAUGGAUGCUAUAUCAGAUGCUCUUCUUUGUGUUUUACAAGUUGACAGCAUAUCAAUAUAUUAUUCUUCUGGUGAGGUGGUUUGUAUACCUCUUCCAUAUGGCAUUGCAUCCAUUUGGCCCCUUCCGUUUGGUUUACUUUUGCAAAAGUCAAUGGAUGGGAGCCGCCCAAUCUCAUCUUCAAGCUCACUGCUAAAUGCAAGGGAUUUAUCCCGUUUUAGUAAAGAAUAUGGUUUGAAUUACUAUAAUUCUCAUCAACUGAAUUCUUUGGAGACUAUUGCAAAGGAAGCUGGGGCUAUUACAUCAUCACACUUGAUCCUGAAGCACCCUUUGGAAGAACCUCAGGCGACAUAUAUUGAAGAAAGAGGUAAAUGGAGCACCAUGAAAGAUUUUGACGAGAGAAUUAUUUGGACUAGUGAUAUCAUGCCGUUGAUGGCUUCAUACCAUAAAGGCAAGUUACAGCAUUCUUUUUGGGUGGCAGAAACCACACCCCACCCCAAAGCAGUCCACGCUAGUUCUGAGAUAUGUACACGGCAAAUCUCUUUUCGGAGGAUAUGGCAAGGAAAAUGCUCCCAAUCUCCUGCUAGUAAGGUGUUUUUAGCUACUGAUACUGAUGGUGUGGCCAUUCUCUGUCUUCUACUUCAAGAGCAAAAGCUAAUGCUUGCAGUAAGACUUCAGAUCGAUGAGGGAAAUGAUGACUUUCUGAUUGAUAUUAGACCUCAUUUGAGCUGGAGUAUCCCUGCUGUUGAUGCUGAGCCAGUUAUUGUUACACGCCCAAGAUAUAAUUCUGGCCUCCUACCUUUCACUGACAUAAUCGUAUUGACUUCAGACAACUGCCUUUUCCUUUAUUCAGGUAAAGAGUGCCUUUGCAAAUAUUUGUUGCCAACUACAGUGGGAAAUUACGUGGUUUCACCUAACAAGCAAUGCUAUGAAAGGGAUGAUCAACUCUAUAACUUGAAGAUUGUGGGUUUGGGGGAUGCUGUGGAAGGACGGAUAAACAUCAAUCUCAGUAAUGGGCAGGUAUUUCGGUGUGCAUUGCGCAGAUUCCCAUCCUCCUCUCUAGCAAGUGACUGUAUUGCUGCUAUGGCAGGAAUGCAUCCUUCAUUUUAUAAUCAUUUUAUUCUUCUUCUAUGGGGUGAUAAUGAUUCGUCUUACUUGUCUAGUUCUAGCACCCUUGUUGAUUCAGAAUGGGAUUCUUUUACUAGUUCAGUGAUGAAAAUUUGUAAAAGAUAUUUCUCUAGUUCUACAACAAGUGCUACUACUACAUCAGAUACUGCAUGGUCGCAUCUAAUUCACAGCAAGUUUCACAAGGAUUACUGUAAACGAACGUCUAUAUCUGGCAUUUCUUCUGUUGCCAUGCCAUUCCCUGGUGGUUCUGAUUAUUUUUCUGCUAACAACAUCGGGAAAGAACAAAAUCGAGAUUCAUUGUUUUAUGCUAAGCUCAUAAGAGAAACAUUGGAUUCCUUACAUGCCCUCUAUGAGAACUUGAAGCUUGUUAGUCUACGUAAACGGGAUGUGGGACUUCUGGCUGUUUUAUUAUGUAACAUUGCUGCAGCUUUGGGUGAGGCAUCCUUUGCUGACUACUACAUUCGCGAUUUCCCUUGUAUCUUAGGGGAAAUUGGUUCAUACUCUUGUACUGUUUCUCCAAAAUCACCUCCAAACCUAUUCCGAUGGCUUGAAAGUUGUCUUAAACAUGGUUGCCAUUCAGUUGAUACUAGUGAUAUUCCACCUCUAGUGUUCAGUGAUAAAAUAUGUGCUGUAGGUUGGGCUAGAAAAAUUAUUUGUUUUUACAGCUUGCUCUUAGGAGCAGAAAGAGUUGGGCGGAAGCUAUCUACGGGAGUAUACUGUGAUCUUGCUAAGGGAUCAAUUAGGACAAAAGAGGAAGUCACCGUUUUAGCUAUGGUAGCAGAAAAAUUUGGACGCCAACAACUGGACAUACUUCCAGUUGGUGUGUCCCUUCCACUACGUCAUGCGUUGGACAAGUGCAGAGAAUCCCCUCCACCUGAUUGGCCUGCAGCUGCUUAUGUUCUGAUUGGCCGUGAAGACUUGGCCAUGUCUCGUUUUUCAUCUUCAGGGCAAGCCAAAAGGGAUGAAUCCAAUAAUAGUGCAGACUUCAUAUCUAACUCUGUGCCAUACAUGCUUCAUCUACGGCCAGUGACUCUUCCUUCAUCAAUUUCUGAUGUCUUGAAGUUAAAUACUGUAAAUUUUGAGGAUACAGAUACCCUUGAUAAGUCUAUAGAAGAUGGCAUGGAGCACAUUUUCAACUCUAGCACACAAUUGCGCUAUGGCCGGGAUAUGCGGUUGAAUGAGGUUAGACGCCUUCUAUGCUCUGCGAGGCCUGUGGCCAUUCAAACAGCUGUUAGUCCCAGUGCCUCUGAUCAGGAUUUCCAACAGCACCAACUAUGGAAUCUUGCACAGAGGACUACUUCCCUUCCUUUUGGACGGGGAGCUUUUACCUUAGCUACCACUUACACCCUUUUAACGGAAACACUUUCAUUCCCAAAGCUUUCUUUGGCAGGCCGACUGCCUGCACAACAAAAUGCAACUGUUAGUCUAGAUCCAAACGUAAGAAACAUACCAGAACUUAGAUCUUGGCCGGAAUUCCAUAAUGGUGUUGCAGCUGGACUGAGAUUGGCACCCUUCCAGGGUAAGAUGUCUAGAACUUGGAUACAAUACAAUAAACCUGAGGAACCAAAUGUUACCCAUGCAGGGUUGCUACUGGCAUUGGGUUUGCAUGAACAUUUACGUGUUCUGUUAAUCACUGAUGUGUAUAAAUACCUUGCUCAGGAACAUGACAUCACUACCGUUGGGAUAUUGCUUGGAAUGGCAGCAUCCUAUAGAGGGACAAUGCACCCAGCUGUAUCAAAGAUGCUUUUCCUUCAUAUUCCUUCCCGACAUCCAUCAUCGUUUAUAGAGUUGGAUCUGCCAACACUUUUGCAGUCUGCAGCACUGAUGGCUAUUGGUUUUCUUUAUGAGGGAUCUGCACACCCAUUAACCCUGAAGAUUCUACUCGGUGAGAUAGGCAGAAGAAGCAGCGGUGAUAAUGUACUUGAAAGAGAAGGCUAUGCUGUUGCUGCAGGAUCAGCGUUGGGACUGGUAGCUUUAGGGCGGGGAAAGGAUGCAUUUGGUUUCAUGGACACUUUUGUUGAUCGACUUUUCCAGUACAUUGGUGGGAAAGAAGUCUAUCAUGAUAGAUAUUUUGGUUCAGGGCAAUCAGCAAGUGAACACAACCGAAUUGCCGGGCAGAUGAUGGACAGUGCACAAAUCAAUGUUGAUGUAACUGCACCUGGAGCUACAAUGGCACUUGCUUUGAUAUUUUUGAAGACUGAAUCAGAAGCGGUAGCUUCUAGGCUUUCUAUCCCAAUGACACACUUCGAUUUGCAAUAUGUGAGGCCUGACUUCAUCAUGCUUCGCAUAAUUGCUAGAAACUUGAUAAUGUGGAGCAGAAUUUGCCCAUCUGGAGAUUGGAUUGAUUGUCAGAUUCCUGAAAUUGUGAAAGAUGGGAUUGCGAAAUUGACUGAUGAUGCGAAGGACAGUGAUGAAAUUGAUGUAGAAGCUCUUGUGCAGGCAUAUGUCAACAUAGUUGCGGGUGCAUGUAUUGCUCUAGGUCUAAAAUUUGCUGGCACUAAAAACAGUGAUGCCCAAGAGCUACUUUACAGUUAUGCAAGAUAUUUUCUUAAUGAGAUAAAACAUUUAUCUUUGAUAAGUGGGAGUGCCUUCCCAAAGGGAAUAUCAGCACAUGUAGAUCGUGGAACGUUGGAAAUAUGCCUUCACCUCAUUGUUCUUUCUCUAUCUGUGGUCAUGGCAGGUUCCGGGCAUUUACCAACUUUUCGUUUGUUGAGAUACCUUCGUAGCCGUAAUUCUGCUGAAGGGCAUAUCAAUUUUGGUAUCCAGAUGACUGUAAGCUUGGCUAUAGGAUUCUUGUUUCUUGGAGGAGGAACACAAACAUUUUCAACAGAAAACAGUGCUGUUGCUGCAUUAUUGAUUACUCUUUACCCUCGUUUGCCCACUGGCCCAAAUGACAAUCGUUGUCACCUCCAGGCUUUUAGGCAUCUUUAUGUUAUUGCUGCAGAAUCACGGUGGGUACAAACAGUAGAUGUUGAUACUGGCCUUCCUGUUUACGCUCCUCUUGAAGUGACCAUUACGGAAACUGAUAAUUAUUCUGAGACAAGCUUCUGUGAAAUCACUCCUUGCAUUCUACCAGAACGCUCCAUGCUGAAGAAUGUUCGAGUGUGUGGACCUAGAUAUUGGCCCCAAGUUAUACAUCUUGUGCCUGAAGAUAAGCCAUGGUGGAGAUCUGGUGACAAGACUGAUCCUUUUAAUGGUGGCGUCCUGUAUAUAAAGAGGAAGGUUGGGUCCUGUUCCUACAUAGAUGAUCCAGUUGGAUGCCAAUCUUUGCUUUCGAGGGUAUCUGAUACAUCACACCUUAGUAGUUUUUUCACGAAAAUUUGCAGCAACAAUGAACCAGGUUCCUUCAAGGUUGAUCACUUGGUCAGUACAUUUUCUGCUGACCCUAGCUUAAUUGCUUUUGCACAACUUUGCUCAGAUUCCUCAUGGAAGACCAAUACUGAUAGGGAUUUUCAGGAGUUCUGCUCACAAGUAUUGUUUGAGUGUGUGAGCAAGGACAGGCCAGCACUCCUUCAGUUGUACCUCUCUUUCUACACAACAGUUGGAUCAAUGUGGGAGCAGGUGCUAAAUGGUCAUCUUGUCUUUCAUGAUUCACUAUUUCUUUCGAGCUUAAAGCUUGCACUAGCCUACAAUGAUGCUCUAGUCUCUGGCCAGUUAACUAGCACAAGUGGAGGCAUUGUUCAACCAACCUUUGUUGAGUCUAUUAAGAAGCGCAUAGAGGAAAUCCUUACGUCUCCAUACAUGUUUAAAGACCACUUCCAUAAGUAUUUGAGUCUUGGUAAGUGGCCUGAAGAACAACAUAGUGGGAGUAAGAUGAAUGCCAUUUUACUUUCUUGGUAUCUUUGCUGGUUUGGUGUACCACCACCCCAUAUUGUUAGAUCGGCUCUGGUGAAAAUCAGAUCAAAGGUUCCAUGUUCAUCAUCUCUGGCACCUUUUCUUCGCAUGUUACUUCCGUCAACUCAUACCAAAGCCAUAACUGAAAUUGAUCAAUGGCAAGGUUUGCUUGAAGGUGGAGUUUCAGGAUGAGAGAUCGCCAUCAAUGAGCAGCAGUUCACAUUCAAAUGAGUAUUUACAUAUUUAAAUAUAUGGAUGGAAAACAUCAAAAUUUUGUUAUCUAAUGAUGCUCAGAAAAUUUUGUUUAAAGGUGGUUGCUUAUAAUGUGUGACUGCUCUUGGUGCGCUGGCUGUGGAGCCUACGUCUAAAAGCUUUCAGGAUGAUUGGAACUUGGAAGCCAUGGAGCCUACUUCUGGUGUUUUGCAUGGGGGACUAAAUGCACUAUGCCUUCAUGUAAUUAUGCAGAAAAAUUCAGGUGACUUUAGAACUGGUCCAGAGUAUGUAUUGGAGUCAAUGUUUUAGAUUCCUUGUUUUGUUUUCAUUUGAGUAAUCUAAUAAAGGCUUUGUGUUUUUUUCUUAGUUGCUUA